Fomitopsis serialis is the source of this 552-nucleotide messenger RNA. RefSeq lists its product as uncharacterized. NCBI's taxonomy places the organism in Eukaryota, Fungi, Basidiomycota, Agaricomycetes, Polyporales, Fomitopsidaceae. The coding region runs from base 161 to 460 and encodes 99 amino acids. The transcript is spliced from 4 exons. The record is from RefSeq and is a predicted model, not a curated record.
UGUGCCUCCUCAGCCGUCCCCCCAGGCCUUUCCUCCUGGACCUUCAUUUUCUGGGCUCAGACUGAGUCGGCCCCUGGUUUUCUUUCUUUGCUUUCUCCCUGGUGGCCUUUCGUUCUUUACUUCUAUCCGGUGUAUAAUUAGCUUGAAGCUUUUUGCCGCUAUGUCUUGGUGGUCUGUCUUCCGCACAGCCCGGAGAGCUGUUUUCGGUGUAAUCUCUAUCAUCAGUUUGCUUUGGGCGAUUCUUCUCUCAGUCUAUCUUGCUCGGGAGUGGAAGCAUGCGGUUGAGGCGCAACGCGUGAUCGUUCUGCUGAUGAUAUGCAUGAACACCGUGUUCUCCGUACUACUAUAUCUUAUGAUCGUAGUAGUGUUCCAAAUUUGGCUCGAUUUUGCGCGAACAGUUUUCUUAUUUGCUGUCCAUUGCGGUGAGCUUUCCAGAUCUUGUCAUACAUGUACGACAUAGCUGAUGUGGUGUCAGGGAUUGCUGUGUCCUUGACAACUUUGGGGCAUACGUUCGAUUGUUCUCUCUUCAGUGCGUACAGUGCCACGCUAUCA